UGCUAACUGAUAGUUGUCCAAGCUAGGCAGUGGAAUGAAAACAACCAGAAUUGAAACUUAAAAUGCCAUCAAGACUGCUUUUUGCGGAAUAGAUCAGCUUAAAUUAAACCAAUGUGCCGGGGAAACGCUUGUUUCUGACGUCUAGUGGACAAUGCGUUACCACAUGUUUGUUUUUCUGUUGGGUUUAUUGUAUUGUGGAAGUCUACCAUGGGUGUCUGCCUGCCAACAAGAGCCAGAGACCCCAGACUGGAGGAUGACUCUGAAAACUAUCCGCAACGGAAUACACAAGAUUGACACGUACCUGAACGCAGCACUGGACUUGUUUGGUGGCGAUGACGGGCUGUGUCAUUAUAAGUGUAAUGAUGGUUACAAGCCUGCACCUCGUCCUGGUUACAAGAAACCACCUCCCAACGGAUGUGGCUCCCCGCUGUUUGGAUUUAAGGUAGUCUCACAUUAUCACAUUGAGUUUCCCAGAUUUGUAAAGGGAGGUCCUUUCACUUCUUGGAAAAGCAAAACUGGUUAUAUAAUGUGAUUCCUAAUGACAUGU
Molecule: messenger RNA, 547 nt
Organism: Notothenia coriiceps (black rockcod)
Lineage: Eukaryota; Metazoa; Chordata; Actinopteri; Perciformes; Nototheniidae
Product: group XIIA secretory phospholipase A2-like
Exons: 2
Coding region: 152-532 (126 amino acids)
Biological process (GO): lipid catabolic process
Cellular component (GO): extracellular region
Molecular function (GO): A2-type glycerophospholipase activity; calcium ion binding
Source: RefSeq, a predicted model, not a curated record